AUGACUAACGUCAGACUUCCUCUCCGCUGCGCCCUGGGGCCGCUUGUCCAUGAAGAGAUCGAACUUUGCAAGGAGGGGCUGGAUGCAGCUCGGCACCGGCGGCGGCUGGCCCUUGGCUGGUGCAGACAGGCGGAUGAAAGGCGCGGGCGGCCCGGCAGCGUUACCCCGUUUUCCGCGGCGCUGCCCCGGGCCUGCCCUUGCCCGAAGGCCCAGCUGCAAGAAUCGGGGGAUGAGGUCAGCGUCAAACUGAAAAAACUAAGUGAAGAUAGUUUAACCAAGCAGCCUGAAGAAGUCUUUGAUGUUCUGGAGAAACUUGGUGAAGGGUCUUAUGGUAGUGUGUUUAAAGCAAUACACAAAGAGUCUGGACAAGUUGUAGCAAUUAAACAAGUGCCCGUGGAGUCAGAUCUUCAAGAAAUAAUUAAAGAAAUCUCUAUAAUGCAACAAUGUGACAGUCCAUAUGUUGUCAAGUACUAUGGCAGCUAUUUUAAGAACACGGAUCUAUGGAUUGUUAUGGAAUAUUGUGGAGCUGGCUCUGUUUCAGACAUAAUUAGACUUCGUAAUAAAACGCUAACAGAAGAUGAAAUUGCGACUAUUCUGAAAUCUACUCUUAAAGGACUUGAAUACUUGCACUUUAUGAGAAAAAUACAUAGAGAUAUAAAGGCUGGAAACAUCCUUCUUAACACUGAGGGACAUGCAAAAUUAGCUGAUUUUGGUGUGGCUGGCCAGUUAACAGAUACAAUGGCAAAACGUAAUACUGUUAUAGGAACUCCGUUCUGGAUGGCUCCUGAAGUAAUACAAGAGAUUGGCUAUAACUGCGUGGCAGACAUCUGGUCCCUUGGUAUCACUUCAAUAGAAAUGGCUGAAGGAAAGCCUCCAUAUGCUGAUAUUCAUCCGAUGAGGGCUAUUUUUAUGAUUCCUACAAAUCCCCCUCCAACCUUCCGGAAGCCAGAGCUCUGGUCUGAUGAAUUCACAGAUUUUGUGAAGAAAUGCUUAGUGAAAAAUCCUGAACAAAGAGCUACAGCAACACAGCUGCUACAGCAUACAUUUAUUAAGAAUGCAAAGCCAGUUUCAAUUUUAAGGGACCUGAUCACUGAAGCAAUGGAGAUAAAGGCAAAGCGACAUGAGGAACAGCAGAGAGAACUAGAAGAGGAAGAAGAAAAUUCGCUCGAUCAGCUUUAUCGAAGGAAGACUAUAAGCCACCAUGUAUUUACUACUGCAAAAGUAUCUUCUAAUGGACAAGAAGAUGUCCAGGAUGAAGAUGAACUGGACUCUCACACCAUGGUGAAGACCAGUUCGGAGAGUGCUGGUACCAUGAGGGCCACAAGCACUAUGAGUGAAGGCGCUCAGACAAUGAUUGAACAUAACAGUACUAUGUUAGAAUCAGACUUGGGGACCAUGGUAAUAAAUAGUGAUGACGAUGAAGAGGAAGAUGGGACCAUGAAAAGAAAUGCUACUUCACCGCAAGUUCAAAGACCUUCUUUCAUGGACUACUUUGAUAAACAAGAUUCCAAGAAUAAAAGCCCUGAAAACUGCAAUCAGAACAUGCAUGAACCUUACCACAUAUCCAAAAAUGUUUUCCCUGAUAACUGGAAAGUCCCUCAAGAUGGAGACUUUGAUUUCUUAAAGAAUCUGAGUUUAGAAGAAUUACAGAUGCGAUUAAAGGCUUUGGACCCUAUGAUGGAACGAGAAAUUGAGGAGCUUCGUCAGAGGUACACAGCAAAGAGGCAACCUAUUCUGGAUGCGAUGGAUGCAAAGAAACGGAGGCAACAAAAUUUCUGAGUUUGUUCCACUUUCAGAGAUAAUACUAUGAGUCAGUGUGGACACUGGUAACUUUGUAAGUCUGCAGGAAUGCGAUUAUGAAAAUUAUCAAAAAACCAAUCUUUUGAAUUUUCCUUCACAAGCAAUGAGAAUUGGAGCAGUGAAAGAACAUCCACACGCUGUUCCGCAAAGGCAGCGAAACACAUUACCACUUCUUUAUAUUUUCAAACGUCUAAUGUAAUAGAAGUUCAACCUGUACUUCCCAAUCUUUUCCAGGUCUGUAGUGGUAACUUGGUGUUGUACAGUAGGAGUUGUGUGUUGGGAGCACCUGGAAUGAUUUCUUGAUUGUGCAACACUACAGAGCCUUAUGUUGCAAUAUGUUUUCCUCCCACUUAGUAGCAUAUUUAUUAUGUACUCUUUGGUUAUC
Egretta garzetta (little egret) is the source of this 2185-nucleotide messenger RNA. RefSeq names its product serine/threonine kinase 3 (gene STK3). Gene Ontology annotation, biological process: regulation of MAPK cascade; protein tetramerization; intracellular signal transduction. The transcript is spliced from 12 exons. The coding region runs from base 1 to 1779 and encodes 592 amino acids. Gene Ontology annotation, molecular function: ATP binding; protein serine/threonine kinase activity. Gene Ontology annotation, cellular component: cytoplasm. The record is from RefSeq and is a predicted model, not a curated record. Lineage: Eukaryota; Metazoa; Chordata; Aves; Pelecaniformes; Ardeidae.